Molecule: messenger RNA, 796 nt
Organism: Venturia canescens
Lineage: Eukaryota; Metazoa; Arthropoda; Insecta; Hymenoptera; Ichneumonidae
Product: phospholipase A2 heteromtoxin-like
Exons: 3
Coding region: 266-685 (139 amino acids)
Biological process (GO): phospholipid metabolic process; arachidonate secretion
Molecular function (GO): A2-type glycerophospholipase activity
Source: RefSeq, a predicted model, not a curated record
ACUAUAGUUUCGGUAAAAUUGGACAGUACACAUUCGAUUGAAUCGAUCAAAGUUUUCUCGAGCUUCAACAGUGAUGGACAGUUCUGUCCGGAAAAAUAGUCGCGCAGAUGUCAGCUGUCAUUUUUAUCAUAACUAAUGCGUUACUAGAUCCAAAUACAAACUGUGCAAACAAAAUUAUUCCAACUUCGCCAACGGUCGGUAACAUGUAUAAAUAGCCCUCGAUUUUUCAUGGUGCCAGUCAGCUCGGUUUGAUUUCCCCGUCAAAAUGUACGUGCUUAGCUUCACUCUCGCGAUUCUCUGCUUCCUUCCUGGCCCUAUUUGGUCGGAUACGGUCGUACCAGAUGGUCAAAGUUCGUGGUGUCUAGUCGAAAAGCGAGAUUCAUCGUAUCCUGAACCACCGGCGGAAUGUUGCACGACCGAUUACAAUUGCGACGUCUUCAUCAACGCGGCUAGCACGAAAUAUGGCAUAAAUAAUACGAGUCCAUGGACUCAACGACUUUGCUCUUGUGAAGACGAUUUCAGAGCUUGUUUAACGCAAUUCCUGCCCAGGAUGGACGCCCUGAAGGCCGCAUUUGUUUCGCUUCGACAAUCUUGUUUGAAGCCAGUGCCUUGUCCGGAUGGAGAACAAUGCGAGAAGCCAUAUCAGUCCAUCAAUUAUGGGCACUGGAUCGGCAGCCCCUUCUGAACCUCCGGAAACCUGCUUCAGUUCCUAUCGAAUCGAAUGUAUAAGCAAAUAAAUUAUUUCACUCACUCGUAGAGUAACAAACGAGUUGAGUCAAAUUUAUCGAGUACGUAA